AUGCAGCAAUUCAAAUACACCAUUAGGCCCAUCCAUGGCAAAGAAAAUCCUGCUGAUGCACUGAAAAGACUGCAACUAGGUGAAGUGGCUAAAGAGUUUCUCAGGCAGACAGAAGACUGCGCCCUCACAGUAGUUACUGAUGCUAUACCUGCUGCUUUAUUACCCCGCCAAGUGGAGAGAGAGUCUGAAUUGGACCCAACCCUGCAAUUAGUUCAUGAAGCCCUAACUACUGGUGAUUGCUCUCCAAGAGAGCAACAAGGGGAAAAAUAUGAAGCAUGCGGGUUAAUCACAGUUGCUGAUGAA
This is a messenger RNA of Porites evermanni, 303 nucleotides long. The record is from the annotation of a GenBank genome assembly. Lineage: Eukaryota; Metazoa; Cnidaria; Anthozoa; Scleractinia; Poritidae.